This is a messenger RNA of Leptinotarsa decemlineata (Colorado potato beetle), 1861 nucleotides long. RefSeq lists its product as uncharacterized. Gene Ontology annotation, molecular function: RNA polymerase II cis-regulatory region sequence-specific DNA binding; zinc ion binding; DNA-binding transcription factor activity, RNA polymerase II-specific. The record is from RefSeq and is a predicted model, not a curated record. Gene Ontology annotation, biological process: regulation of transcription by RNA polymerase II. Gene Ontology annotation, cellular component: nucleus. NCBI's taxonomy places the organism in Eukaryota, Metazoa, Arthropoda, Insecta, Coleoptera, Chrysomelidae.
GUCCGCUUAAGGAUUAAUUUUCCGAGAAAUAUUUGCAAAGGAUGCAUCGACAAACUGCAAGAAAUAUCCGUAUUCAUUGAAAUCUUGAAAAAUAAUAUCACCAAUCUGGAUGGAAAACCGGCAGUAGAUGUAAGACUUGAAUGCCCAGAAUCAAUUGAAAGUGGAAAUUUUUACCAAGAAAAUGAGAUGACCACCGAAAGAGAUUCAUCUCCAGAGAAACCUGGGGUUUGCCGAAUUUGCUCUUCUCCACUUAGUCUAACAUUGCAUGAGAAAUGUACACAUCUGAUUCAACUGUUCCAAGAUCUUACCAAUCAGGAAGCAAAACUGGGAAGCAAUAUGUGCAACUCGUGUAUGGAAAAUCUAGAAAUGAUAUCAUCCUUCAUCGUUUCGUCAAAAAGUACUGACGAAAAAUUUGAGUACAUUGUGAAAAAUGAGACGGUUGCAACUGAAAGUUAUUCUGAUUUAAAUGAUUCAUUGGAGUGUGAUGAUAUAAAGCCCUCAACUUCUGCUGAUCAAAUUGACAUCAAAGAAGAAAUAAUUGACGAGAAUGCUUCUACUUUUGCAAACCAUCGAAGCAAGCUGGAACUGAAAGAAUUGGAUUCUGAAAAUCUCCAAAUGAAAAACCACCAAUGCAGUGUGUGCCAAAAAACAUACACUAAAGAGAGUUAUUUGAAAAGACAUAUGCUCAUCCACGUGGAAAAAAAAUAUCAGUGUGAUCGUGGCGAAAAACGUUUCGCUGAGAAGUAUUCGUUGAGGAAUCAUUUGCCUAGUCACUGUAGAGAAAUGCCUUACAAGUGUAAUUUUUGUCAAAAAAGUUUCACGGUGCAGAGAAGUUUUCAGAAUCAUUUGAAGAUGCAUGCUAUGCAUGCCGUUGAAAAAACACACAGGUGCAGUCACUGCAGAAGAAUUUUCUAUCAAAAGGUUGAUCUGCUCUCCCACACUUGCAAGAAGCUAACGAAAUCAGCUUGUUACAGACAAAAUUCUUGCUCCAAAAAUGAACCAUUGAAAUGUAAUAGCUGCGAUGAAACCUUUACUAGGAACUUCGAUUUCCGUCAACAUCUGGUCACACACGUUUGUGAGAAACACCCUGGCCAAAAACAUGUACUCAGGCACACCGAUGACAAGCCUUAUAAAUGUAAAAUUUGCCAAAAAGGUUUAGCAACAAAGUCCUCUUUGCGACAGCAUUUUCUUGGCCACACUGGAGUAAAGUCGUUCAAAUGUGAUUAUUGUAAAAGCGUUUUCGCUCGAGAAAGCACUCUGAAGCGGCAUCUGCUGACGUACUCUCACAAAAAGCAACACAAACUUGAGUUUUGCGAAAAAAGUUUUGAAGAGGAAAGCACUGUACAACUGAAGGGCACCGAAAACAAACUACCCAAGUGUAACAUUUGUCAACAAAUAUUCACUCUAAGCUCCUCGCUGCAGAGCCAUUUGCGUGUCCACACUGGAGAGAAACCUUUCAAGUGUGAUUGUUGUCAAAAAAGUUUCACCCAAAAGUCCAGUCUGCAUCAGCAUUUUCUCACUCAUUUCACCGAGAAGCCUUACAAAUGUGAUAUUUGCAAAAAAGGUUUCACCUCGAAUCCCAUUUUGCGGAGGCAUUCGUUCCUACAUACCGAUGAAAAGCCAUUCAGAUGUUAUUGUUGCGGGGAAAAGUUUAUUGAGAACUAUCUUUUGCAGCGGCAUUUGUUGAGUCAUUCUUUGGAAGAACAAUGCGAAAAGGAUUCAGAAAAGAGCUCUAUUUGAAGAAGCAUUUUUCCACACGUGGCACUUUCAAACUUUCAUUUGUUAUCGAUUAUGUUAUUAUUAGUUACUGAAUUAUUAGCAUUUGAUUGAAUACAUCCUGCAAUAUUCUAUGUAGAUCUAA